Paramacrobiotus metropolitanus is the source of this 1792-nucleotide messenger RNA. Its product is annotated as F-box/WD repeat-containing protein 4-like. Gene Ontology annotation, biological process: SCF-dependent proteasomal ubiquitin-dependent protein catabolic process. Gene Ontology annotation, cellular component: SCF ubiquitin ligase complex. The record is from RefSeq and is a predicted model, not a curated record. Gene Ontology annotation, molecular function: protein binding. The transcript has 7 exons. NCBI's taxonomy places the organism in Eukaryota, Metazoa, Tardigrada, Eutardigrada, Parachela, Macrobiotidae. The coding region runs from base 216 to 1535 and encodes 439 amino acids.
CAAAACUACUAAGCUACUUCGUUUGUUUUCGUUUUACUUUUGUGAUUUGUCACUUAAUUUAUUAUCAAUUUUAUGUAUUUUAUGCUUGUUUUGUAGUUACUAUACAAAUAUUCUAAUCCAUGUAAACUUUCAGCUAUGGUUUCAGGUUGAAAAAUCCUUGCGUUUUGUAAACACUGUAAAUUACUUUGAGAAGCAGAGAGCCAUCGAUUCCGUCCAUGUCGACAUCCAGAAGCAUUCAGCAGGACGCACUCGGCUUGCUGGAGUUGCCUUUGGAAAUCGUAUUGAAGAUUUUCAACUUUUGUGAUCUUCCAUCGCUAGGGCGUCUAUCGCAAGCGUGCCACGAACUGCGAUCCCUCUGUGCGGAUGAAAUACUAUGGCGCAAGAUAAUCCGCAGCACAUUUCUGCCCGUUCAAGGUCCCAGUAUGGGCUCAGGAAACACGGAACGCAUUUGCAUGGUGUGGAAGUCAUUGCCAGCCAAAACGCAGUGCCAAUUGAUUUAUGGCUUUAAAGAGCGGAAAAUGAAGAAAAGUCGAACGACCUACUUAUACCAGUUGGCUGCUGGCAUUAAUCACAAGAGCCCACUUUGCAUGCAUCGCGUGCUGCUGGAUGAUCGGGGCAUUUGGACGUGCAGUCUAGAGAAGAUAAUGCAGCUCCCGUGGCAGUUUGUCGAUGCUUCUCUGACGACCGAUGCGGCGCGCUUCACGAGCUACCUGGAAUGCUCUGAUCCCGCACGACACAUUGGGGAUUUCACGGUAUCCGCACGAUACUUGGUGGCGGGGCAUUGGAAUGGCUCUAUUACUGUCGUGGAAGCUGAAUCGACUUUCCAAAGCAGAUACGAAUGCCGUCCACACUUAUCGGAUGUCCAUUCCGUUGCAGUUCGGGAUAGUUUAUUGUUUAGUGGAUCUCGUGAUCAUACGGUCUCCUUCUUCGAUUUAGAUAAGAAAUCCCCCCUAUUGCUGGCAAAUUUGGAUGAUCGGAUUUGGUGUGUGGCACCGCAUCGUAGGGCUCCCCUAGUGGCCAUCGGAACAUCCGGUACAACCCGUAGUCCGCUCUUACGAUUGAGUACUCGCGCAAGAGAUCCUUUUCUUAUGGAACAGUGCAAUUUACGAAUUUUCGAUUUCCAGUCAGAGGCCGUCCUGCGCAAUCUAAAUCGUGGAUUUCGACAUGGUUUUGGAAUACUCACUGCCAUGUUUACUGAUGAUAAUACACUGAUUUGUGGUGGACACGACGGACUCUUGCGGAUUUGGGAUCUAAGAGAGUAUCGUUGUGUGGAUGAACUGGAUUCUGACCUGGACUCGGCUGUGUAUUGCUUUUGCACCGAUGGCGCUUACACCAUUGCCACCGGUCACGCUAAUUAUAACGCCGUUUGUUUGUGGGACCGUCGAUACGCCCGCUAUCCUAUUCAGACUCAUUCCAUUGUGCAAAAACAUGGAGAAACUAAAGCAAACUGCUCGGUAUAUGGAUUGUGCUUUACACCCUUCGAAAUGUACAUUGGACUGCAGGACGGAGUAUACAGGAUGGAAUUUUGCUCAUAAUUAACGUCAGGGAAUGUUUUCUUGCCUUUUGUUUCUGGCUUUCCUGAUUUGCCGCACGAGCUUUGAUUUCGUAAAACUGUGGUCUUUUUGCGCUUGGUUCUUUCACCUGCUCUGUGAUAUUUUUGCAGCAGUGAUGCUUUGAUUUGCGUUGGAUACUUGUAAACGUUUUUGUAAUGCUGCCCAGACGGGAUUUAACGGUGCAAACACUUGGUUUUAAUUAUUAUUAAAAUUAAGAAAGCAAUUAAAUAAGUAACUGA